AUGUAUCGUUCGGCUAGGACUUCUAGGGCUGAUCCCAACGAUGAAGACUGGAUUGUGCCACAGUCCGAUAGGCACGACAGCAACCGGUGCAACGUGGGCCGUAUUCUAUACGACACAGAGGACGAGGACGAGGUCUACCAUCCUUAUAUUGGUGAAGGAGAGCAGGAUUAUGAAAGCGACUGUGAUAUUCAGCCGCCACAACGCAAGCGCCGUAAGUUAAGCUCGUCAGCCCAGCCGGCCCGCAUAGCGGUCACCGAACGGCAGACACGCUCACAUGUAAUUUCUUCCCAUUUACGACCAGUACACGGACCAGCGCGAGGCCGAAGGUAUUCAGGCAGUCAAAAUGUAUCCAGCGCGCCACAAGGCCACAGCGUUGAAGGGACUACUGAGGCGCAUGCUGCGAAUUACGGGGAAUGGCUGCUUGAGGACGCAGUACUUAAGCGUGUGACCGUGAACGGCCUUGCGACUUUCCAGUUGCAGUUUACCUGGGACUCCUGCACAAAUCACAGCCGCGGUGUACGUGCGACUAGAAUCCCACCAUACACGCCACCUGCUGAGAAGGGUUUCCCCACGGGGCUAGGCCUAGGAACAAGGAAUUCCUUCACACUUGAUGAAGACAACCUUAUCGUCAAGCUAAAGAGCCAGGGGUUACAUUGGAAGGAGAUCCACAGACAGUUCGUAGAGGCCCUUCCAGAGCGCAAGCGAACUAUGGCGGCCUUGCAGAAACAGGUCCCCCGAGGCGGAGAGCGGAAUGUCAAGAGGGAGGAGAAGACGCGGUACUUAGGCGAUGCACGGGGCGAAGAGGGCGGCGCGAGCAAAUUGAAAUAUCAGUCUCUUAUUUAG
This is a messenger RNA of Daldinia caldariorum, 843 nucleotides long. RefSeq lists its product as uncharacterized. Bases 1 to 843 code for a protein of 280 amino acids. The record is from RefSeq and is a predicted model, not a curated record. NCBI's taxonomy places the organism in Eukaryota, Fungi, Ascomycota, Sordariomycetes, Xylariales, Hypoxylaceae. The transcript has 2 exons.